Molecule: messenger RNA, 1394 nt
Organism: Klebsormidium nitens
Lineage: Eukaryota; Viridiplantae; Streptophyta; Klebsormidiophyceae; Klebsormidiales; Klebsormidiaceae
Source: the annotation of a GenBank genome assembly
GAGCAAAACCCUAGCCCUAGCUUAGGAGGGCCAAUCCAGCAGGGCGCCCUGAUGCAGCAUCGUCUGAUGAGCUCAAAGCUGAAAAUGUUCCUGGACCUCAGGCAGGGGCGCACUUUGCAGCGCUCUCUGAGUAGAGAAGGGGUUCUGACUUGGUGGACAAAUGUGAGAAGCUCGGUGCAUCUUCCAAUAAGAAGUGGUCCCUGGAAAGUUUUCUUCUGGUACGUUGGAAGAUUCAGAGUGUGGGGGCAGCAAAAGAGUUUUCAAAUGAUCGCACUUACAAAAGCAGUGCCAUGACCACCACUUCUUAUCGAAGUGUUCACCGGCUUCCUCCAUCAGGAAGUGAUGCCAGGGGAGGGGGGAGGGGCAAUCUGGGACUGAAGUGAUUGUAACGUAAGCGCAGCUCCUUUUCACAUUCACAAGCCUUGCCCCACCUUCCGCAUGAGUGAGCUCAUUAUGCAAACUUACUGCAACAACAUGGAGGAUUUGGAUGUGCUUCAUUUGAGAGGCCUUCAACUGCUGCAGAGGUUUCAACAAGAUGUUGAACUUUUCCAGAGGCCUCCUAUCAUCAAACAAGAUGGGGCGCUGGCUGAUCUUGUCGCCACCGCCAGGUCCCCUGGCUUGAUCGCGUACCAGGAAGCCGGUUGUAGGAAGGUUGACGAAGACCGCGGCCUGGUUGUCCGCUUGAACACAACACUGUGUGACUUGCAGGAGCAAUUUUCAAAAAAUCUGGCUAGUCUGAAGCAAAUGCAAUGUGGUCAAGAAGACUGCGAGAAACAACUCCUAGACAGCUUCGCACCCGGCACUCCAUGCGACUGUGCGGAUGAUCCAGAAGGCGCUUCACCUCCAGACGAAGAAAUGGAUGUUGAGAGGCCGGCUUUGGAACCGUCAAGGGGUGGAGAGGUCCCGACUUGCAAUCAUGGAGGAGGCAGUCUCACCGGCAGUCGUGCAACCAUGGGACGUGCAAUAUUGACUAUGUACGAGAAGGAUGUGGAGAUGAAGGCAAGGAUCAUCAACGAUUUGAAGCUCGACAGUCCAAGUCAUGUGCUCCAAGCCUACAGCAUCAUGUGGGAGUUGAGACCAUACGUGUCGGAAGAAGCUUUAGAAGAGUUCCAAAGCUGGUCGGAGAGCGCUGGCUAGCGAACGUUGUCAGCAGGUUGGUAAGCCGAAGCGCGCUAAGUGCUGUAUCUCAACCGCCAAUUGUUUGCAGAGCCCCUGCAGAUCUUGUCGCUGUAUGCUCAAAUUCCGGAAAGAACAAGGUUGACUGACAACCUGCAAUGAUCUAAAUUCGGUGUCUCAAUUUUAGGUCAAUGUCCGGUCUCAAAUCUAGCUGAAAGUCCCAGCUGACCUAGCUGGCCUGCGUAUUUGUGUUUACCUGGACGCAGUUCUUAGCUGAG